AGCACUUCGUACAUAAGACGUAGCUAUGAGGAGAGGUGGCAACGCAGUGUAAGGGGGUCGGGCUAGAAAAUGUCGUCAAAUUUCUUCUGAACAAUACUGCAUUAGCUUUUUGAUUUUCCAUCAGGAGGAGGCAAGACAAAGAAAGCUGGCAAAUAAGAUUGGUUCGUCAACACUACUAAUGUGAUCGGGGAGAAAAGUCACAUAGGAGAGACGGAAUCGACUUUAAUUAUCUGGACUCUGCAUGCGGUAAUGAAUUGACAUCUAAUGUAAAGAUACAAUGGAACUCUAUUGGUACAUAAUAGUGAUUAUAUUUAUUAUUGUCAAAAUCUUCUUCUACAUCUGCUGGUAUCGCUCACGGCAGAGACAGCUGGAUGCUUAUUUGAGCAAUCCACGGAACGCCCAGAUUGUGAUUGUUGGGGGUAGAGCUUAUCUGCAUCAACUCUGUGAGCAGCAAAAUAGUCCCAUGUGGUAUAGUUGGUAUGGUGGCCAGGAUGAUGGCUCAAUUGGAGAACCUUCUGGAUCCCUGCCUCCUGCUCCUUCUUACAGCCAAUUAGAAGUGCCACCUCCAUAUGAAGCAGUGCCAAGGGGUCAGACAGAUGACUUAAAACCACCACCAUACACAGAACACGCUACCGGCAGUAUUGAAGAGGCUCGUGCUUUGUCCAUACCAGAGGGUUAUGAUGCUUGCAGUUUGAGUGAUGCUCCUCCCCCAUAUACUCCUAGCCCAACAGUUGAGAUUACACAGCAGAACACGGUGAUGCCAUCAGGUGCCCAGGAGUUGGACAGUCCCUCUACAGCAGGCUCACCGUGUCAGGUCUGAAGAAAAUAAAUGCACAUCCUGGGACUUCAGAGGAAAGUUACUUUUAUUUUCUUCAGAAUGAGGGGGGGGAAUCCAAAGCGCCUGAAUUUUGUUUAUAGAUUUUUUUUCUGUACAGUUUAAAAGACGUUUACAGAGAUGCACUACACAGAACACAAUGUUUGCUGCUAGCAGCACUACUUUCUUUUUGUAAGCAUUUAUUGCACUUUCCAAGGAGGAGCCCAUGGUAACAGGAUGAUGCCACUUUUUGAAAGAUUGUAAGCUUGCCAGUUAAUGCAAUGUGCAUGCCCCUGUGCUAGGUGAGCUAGAAGGUUUGGGGAGAGAAGUACGCAAAUACAUGAUCUGACAUUGCAACCAGGGGAACUGACAGAUUGCAAAUUCCGAUAUCAGUUUGACGUCUUGAGAGUUUGCAGUUGCAAAUAGACAGGAAAUAUCUGGCGAGCACUAGGAUUGUCUUGCAUUCAAAUGUUAUCAGAGUAUGCGCAAGGUCAUUCUUUGAAUUCAAUACUUUGCCUAGUUUUUGCCAAGACUGCAUUAUUUGCCCCAAAGGGGGGAAAAUACACCUUUCAUGAUAUGAGAGACAUUAAUUUUGUGUGCACAGAAAGCAUAGAUUUUAAAGAUACUUUUGUCUAGCAUUUAUUUGCUAAUUUCCUGCACAAGUGAAGUAUUUUUAAUAAGGGGAAAUUUUUUAAGCGUUUUAUUUGAUUUUAAAUUCUUGUAAGAAACUCCCCAUUUACCUCUCAUUAUGGUUUUUGAUAUAUUAACACGAACCCAUUCUCCUAAUGGUUAUGUUGAAAGAAAUAAAGACUUCUUGUCACCACCAUUUAAUUCAAGAAAAUGUUUACUUUAAAGUUUGUGCACAUUUUGGAAAAAAAACUGACCUGUUUAGUUCUUUGUGUAUUAUGAAAGUGGGAUUUAUUGCUAAACCUAAUUUUGUUGAUCUCUUGCUAAUAACAUUGUUAAUGUUUUAACAGUUUUCCACAUUUUACUAUGAGGCUUAAUGUUGAUAGGGCUCUAAAAUGCUAUUCAGAUUCAUGAGGUGCAUGGAAUGUACAUCGAUUUGAGCAAGGAUACAUAUCCAAAGGUUUUGAUCAGGUUUUUUGAUCUGUUUGUUUUGUGACUGCUGCUUCAAUUCGUACCUGCUUUCUUUUUCCUUUUGCCUUGACCCCAACCUCUUUUUCCCCCUCCCCCCAUGCUUUGAACAAGCUACUAAGAUGUAGCAAACAUUUCACUUUUUUAAGGAGGUCAUUUAACAAAGUGGAUAUGCAGUUUUGUUCAUAUUUGAUUUAAAUGAUUUCUAAAUCCCUCAAAUGAACUUCUCAAUCACUUUUGUAGAAUUAUAUAAUUUGGUGGGUAGUGCUUUUCAUUAGUUUUGUAUUUUCUAGUUGGUUCAAAUUAAAAUAGAAUUUAACAAUAUCUUCAACCUGUGUAAAUGUUUGUCCAACAUCCUGGAUUUAUUGAAUUAUGUAGCUCUUUAAACAACAAAUACAGUUUGCUGAUUCUAGCUAAAAAGCUGUGUUCCUCUGUUUUGCUUUCAUGAUAAAUUGGUUUGUCAUAAAUGCUCAAGAACAGUUAAUGUCCAUAAGUUGGAAACAUUUUGCAGUUUUGCUGUGCAAUAGCUUUCAAGUGUAUUUGUUUCAAGCAGAAUCAAUGGAAAUUGACAUUUUUUCCUCUCUUGUUUGCUUCCUGUUUUGAAGGGAUUCUCUUUGAGUGAUCUUCCAAGAUUUCAACUAUUCACCAAUGUGUCUAGCAAUUGGCCUUUUUCAUGCCUGAUUGUCAACAGAAUGUACAAGAUUUUCUUAAAUCUAGUUCAGAUUGUUCAUGUAUUCAAAACUAGGAUAAAAUGGUUCA
Messenger RNA from Pristis pectinata (smalltooth sawfish), 2668 nucleotides. RefSeq lists its product as uncharacterized. NCBI's taxonomy places the organism in Eukaryota, Metazoa, Chordata, Chondrichthyes, Rhinopristiformes, Pristidae. The record is from RefSeq and is a predicted model, not a curated record. The transcript has 5 exons. The coding region runs from base 278 to 820 and encodes 180 amino acids.